CAUAUGUACAUCAUACCCACACACACUUAAACACAUAUUUGUGAUUUUAGGCUUUUUCUCCAGCUACAUCUAAAAGGCAGUCAGGCACAACUUCUCUCUUGCCUAGUACCAAAAGAGUAGCCCUGAGCCCAGGAGUUUUUUUUUUUUUUUUCUCUUUUAAGUUGUGCCUGUCGAAGUUCCUGGGAUCUUAAGCAUACCACAGCAGCAACCCAAACCACUGCAGUGACAAUGCCAGAUCCUUAAUCUGCUGUGCCACAAGAGAACUCCCGAGGACAUUUUCUUGCAAAGAAACCAAGAGCCUUCACAGUGUGUGCUGGGCUUACAGCCUGUCUCUUGCCAGUUACAUCUGAUGUCCCAGCAAAUGGCAUUGUCUCCAGCAGUGCUGAGAAGAUAAUCCUGAGGAUCCAGCAGUGAUAUAUACAGCUAAUGCAGACUGGGUUGCACUCUGCUGGGUAGACCUUGAAAAGGAGUGAUGCCUCCAGGCAGGUGGUAUGCUGUCCAUCCAGCUCAGGCCAAGGCUUCAAGGGAGCGAGGACGCCUUCAGAUGGUAAAGAAGGAAGAAGAGGAUGAAGGCUACACUUCAGUGCCGGCUACCAGGCCGCAGACACUUAAUCGUCCUGGCCAGGAGCUGUUCCGCCAGCUCUUCAGGCAGCUUCGCUACCAUGAGUCUUCCGGGCCCCUAGAGACUCUGAGCCGGCUCCGGGAGCUCUGCCGCUGGUGGCUGAGGCCAGACGUUCUCUCGAAGGCCCAGAUCCUAGAGCUCCUGGUGCUGGAGCAGUUCUUGAGCAUCCUUCCAGGGGAACUCCGGACCUGGGUGCAGCUGCAUCAUCCUGAGAGUGGUGGGGAGGCUGUGGCCUUGCUGGAAGAGCUACAGAGGGACUUCGAUGGGUCACUAUGGAGGGACCCGGCCCCUGCCCAGAGCCCAGAUGUGCAUUGGAUGGGCACAGGUGCCCUGCAGGCCACACAGAUAUGGCCCCCUGCUUCACCUCUCAGGAGCGGCUCGGCUCUGGGGGACCACCUGCAGCCUCCCUGUGAAAUAGGAGUGCGUGACUUCCUGGCUGGGCAACCCGAUUCUCCUGCUGCACAGGUGCCUACCCUUUCCCAGAGAGAAGGAUGCCCAGGAGACCAGGUGACAGCCCAGCCUCAGGAGGCUUUGACAUUCAAGGAUGUGGAGGUGACUUUCUCCCAGGAUGAGUGGGGAUGGCUAGACGCUUCUCAGAGGAACCUGUACAGGGAUGUGAUGCUUGAGAACUACGGGAACAUAGCCUCUCUGAGGGGGCCAUUCACCAAACCUGCCCUGAUCUCCUGGUUAGAGACAAGGGAGCCAUGGGUCCUGAAUGUUCAGGGAGCUCAGCCUGAGGGGAAUCCAGGUGCUGACGUUGCAGGAGGUGAGCUCCAUAUGAAAACCAACAAGUUCAACUUAAAACAUGAACCUUUGAAAGAAGCAGUCACCUUAGCCAUUCCAUCAGGGUGUCAUGGUUCAGCGAACAUUUCUAAGGAAACAGGGCUCAGAGAACCUUCUGAACAGAAGAGCAGAUUAAAGGAACCAUGUGGAAACCCUGUACAAGUGAAAGUUGAGAAAGAAGAGACUGAUUCCAGCCAUGGGACAGGAAAAGACUGUGAAGACUCGGGAAGGAGCAGUAGUCUUCAUCUAAAACAUGUUAUGUAUUUGAGAGGGCCCAGAAGAAAACAGUCCCUCAAACACGGCUGUGGCAGACACUUCAGAGGGAGUUCAUACCACUGUGAGUACAAGGAGUAUGGAAAAGGGCUCAGAUGCUUGCUUGGCGGGUUCAGUCUGCAUCAGAGGAUUCACGCUGGCCUGAAAGGGAAGCCAAAGGAUGCUCACGGGAAGGACUUCAGCCUCAGCUCUCAUCACCAACAUGCACAGAAUCGUCAUGUGGUGGGGAUGUCCUAUAAGUGUGGUGACUGUGGGAGGACCUUCAGUCACAGCUCCCAUCUUACAUGUCAUCAGAGACUUCACACUCAAGAGAAACCAUUUAAAUGUAGGGCGUGUGGGAAAGCCUUCAGGUGGAGUUCGAACCGUGCGCGACAUGAGAAAAUUCACACUGGAUUGAAGCCUUAUAAAUGCAAUUUAUGUGACAAAGCUUUCCGACGCAUGUCUGCCUACCGUCUGCAUCAGGAAACUCAUGCUAAGCAGAAAUGUCUUGAAUCUAAUCAGUAUGAAGAAGCUCUCUCCUGUGGCUCAGAGUUUGAGCGUCAUUUGGGAGACCAAGCUGGAGAGAAACUCUUUGACUGCAGCCAGUGCAGAAAAUCCUUCCACUGUAAAUCAUAUAUUCUUGAACAUCAAAGGAUUCACACCCAGGAGAAGCCCUAUAAGUGCACCAAAUGUAGGAAAACAUUUAGGUGGCGGUCCAACUUCACUCGUCACAUGAGACUGCACCAGGAAGAGACGUUCUAUGAUCAAGACGAGUGUAGAGAAGACUUCAGGCAGACCCCCAACGACAGUCAGCCUCAGAGGGCCCCCACUGUGGAGAACUCUUUUUCGUGUCAGCAGUGUGGGAAAACUUUUACUCAAAAGAAAGCUCAUGAUCAUCAGAGAAGUCACUCAGGUGAAAAAUCAUACUGGUGCAGCGAAUGUGCAAAAGAGUUUACUCACAGGUCCACCUUUGUUGUUCAUAAGAAGCAGCACACCUUUAAAAGAGAACCUGAGGAUGCGCCACCGUUGAGUCAGGACAGAGCAUUCCAAGUCCCCCAGAGCAGUCACACUACAGAGGAACCCUGCACAUGCAGCCAGUGUGGCAGAGCCUUCCGGAACCACUCAAUUCUCCUCAUUCAUCAGAGAGUUCACACCAGAGAGAAACCGUAUAAGUGCAUGGAGUGUGGGAAGUCUUUCCGUUGGAGUUCGAACCUCUCCCAACACCAGAGGGUUCACUCUUUGGAAAAACCAUAUAUGUACCGUGAAAGGGAAGACCCUCCAAAUCUGCAGUCACAGAUCCUCACUGGUGAGAAACCUUUCUGGUGCCAAGAAUGUGGGAAAACCUUUACACGUAAAAGAAGCCUUAUAGAUCACAAGGGGAUACACAGUGGAGAGAAGCGCUAUAAAUGUAACCUGUGUGGGAAAUCUUAUGACAGAAAUCACCGCCUUGUUAAUCAUCAGAGAAUCCACACGAAGGAGAGACCUUUUAAAUGUCAGUGGUGUGGGAAAGAUUUCAUUGGAAGACACACCCUCUGUGUUCAUCAGAGAAAACACACCUCAGUGGCCCAGUCUGAAUGCAGUGUGGCUGGGCUGUCUUCCCGCCAGGAUUCAAGGGUGAGUUUGCAGGAAUUAAAACCAAGGGAGGAGAAGCCCCUUGAAGAUUGUAAGGAAGCUUGUGAUCAGAGGUCUGGGCUCACUGGACUUGAGGACGUCCCCAUUGGGGGAAAGUGCCACAAAUGUAGCACGUGUGGGAAAACUUUUAACAAGAGCUCACAACUCAUUAGCCACAAGAGAUUUCAUACUCGAGAGAGGCCCUUCAAAUGCAGAGAGUGUGGGAAGACCUUCAGGUGGUCUUCAAAUCUGGCUCGGCAUAUGAAAAGCCAUGUUAGAGAUUAGUUUGGGGCCAGACAACAGAGGGUGGAGGGUGGGGAGAGAAUCCUUGAUGGUAGGCAGCUUGGUGCACACCUUCACAAAGGGCCCAGCCCUUUCUAUUUUGAAAGCUAGUGGCAGAGAAUACUGAGGAUUCAAAAACUCGAGGCAUUCCCAUCCUUCAGCUGGAAAAUUAGAUGCCGGCGAAGAGCAGCCAUGUUCCAGAAGGAGAUUUGGCUCCCUCGGAGUGUCCUUUGUGCAGUGACCUGGAGCUCCCCCAACCAGAUCUCCUCCUUCGACUCUAAAGGGAGAGACCAUUGCCCUUUGUGGUUUGACAGAAUUUCUGUGGUGUGAUGGGCUGUGGCUGCUGGGAACGGGCCAAUUGGAUCCUGAGUUUCCCUUUGAGUUUGGCCUGUGAUGGUGCCUGUUCUGUUGAACCUUAAAAGCACCACCAGCAGCAAGAACUCCUGGUCUUCCUAGAUGCCUCCUGAGGAUUUCUGCCUGUGGCUGCAGCCUUCACAGUUGGCUUUGGCUACUUGUCAUGGGCAUAGAGCUGUCUUAGCUGUGAGCGGCAGAGAAACAGGAUGCCCAGCUUGAUUACCUGGAGAGUGGAACUCCGUCACUGCCCCCGUUGUCAUCUACACCCCACAGUUCUACAAAGAAAUCUGCCAAGCUCUUCCCUUAUGCCAGGCAGUGUCCUCUGUGCCAGAGACCCAGCAGUGACCAGAACAGAAAAGCCUGCCAUCUUGGACCUUGACCAACAAUAAACAAAUGAAAUACA
Molecule: messenger RNA, 4307 nt
Organism: Phacochoerus africanus (Common warthog)
Lineage: Eukaryota; Metazoa; Chordata; Mammalia; Artiodactyla; Suidae
Gene: ZNF445
Product: zinc finger protein 445
Biological process (GO): regulation of DNA-templated transcription
Source: RefSeq, a predicted model, not a curated record